UGGACAGCGACUAUUUUAGGUCUGCUGCGCUAGAGCAGAAGGUAGAGACUGUUUCAAACUCCCCUACCUCCAUCUCUGGGAGCUAGAUGGAACCAGGAUCAGCGGGACCAACCCACAUUGCCUAACCAUGGCAGGUCCUGCAAACGCCGGUAUGAGCCCCUGGUACUCCUCUGGAUCUCGUAACGACGCUCCCUCCCCACUCCCAGCCCUUACCGAGGAGAAGCCGCGGAAGAGGAGAGCAUUUUGCCUGCCUCGGAUGAAGUCCAAGAACCGCAACGACAGUGGCAAGCAGCGGCAGCAGCUAGCGCAGCAACCCGUGGCAAACAACAACAACAAUAUGCCUUUCAUAAUCCACUGCCAGAUCGGGAAGGAGAUCAAGCACAUAUGCAGCAACUGCCGUGGCGCAGACCCUCGGGACGUUGAGGAGGUGGAGCGAAUAGCGGCAAUGCGAUCUGAUUCGCUGGUCCCUGGCACACACACCCCUCCCAUUCGGAGGCGGAGCAAGUUUGCCACYCUGGGGCGUCUCUUCAAGCCGUGGAAAUGGAGGAAGAAGAAGAGCGAGAAGUUCAAGCAGACGUCUUCUGUCCUGGAGAGGAAGAUGUCGACCCGGCAGAGCAGAGAGGAUCUGAUCAAGAGAGGAGUGAUGAAGGACAUCUAUGACAAAGACGGGGCGGUAGUAAUGAGAGGAGAGGAGGAGAAGAUGGAGAACGGGAGGUCUCCAGCAUUAGGAGGGUCUGAUCCAUCGCCAUGUGAUGGAGCUGAGCUGAUGGAUGGAGCAGGGUCAGCCAUAGGUACAGUUGAGUUCCAGAUGUCUGGAGAGGGGGCGUGUCCACAAGACCACACCCAGAAUCCCAGCCAGCCUCCACCCACUAAGAAGGUUAUGGUGUAUCCAGGCGAAGGGGCUGGGGCAGAGUCAUCACAUCACACCAUAAAACAUAAAAAACAACCCCCAGUGCUACCCCCCAAACCGUUCAACAGGCUGCCCAACCACAUCACAGACGGUAUGCCAGUGARGCUGCCCUGUAUGUCCAUGAAGCUGUCGCCUCCUCUACCUCCUMAGAAGCUGAUGAUCUGUGUGCCUGUGGGUGCGGGGGGGAGCAUGGAGCCCUCGGCCCUCACCUUUCAGAAGUGCCCCCCUCCCUCCCACCACGUGGGGUCCCUGGGGGGACACUCCCUACACUACGGGACCCUCCCUGUGCCCCUACACCCCCCCAGCCGCAUCAUCGAGGAACUCAACAAGACCCUGGCCCUCACUAUGCAGCGAUACAAGAGCUCGCUGCACCAUGCGGUUCCCACGGUGAUGAUAGCAUGUGACUACAACAAAGAGAACCUCCCCAACGAGGAAGACUAUCAAGAACUACUUGGUUCGUACAGUGACGAGGAUGAUGAAGAAGAAGAUGAUGAUGAUGAUGAUGAGGAAGAAGAAGAAGAAGACGAUGAAGAUGAAACACUCUUUACAAGUACCCUGGCUCUGAAGGUGUUGAGGAAGGACUCCCUGGCCAUUAAGAUCAGUAACCGUCCGUCACAGAGAGAGCUGGAGGAGAAGAACAUACUGCCCACACAGUCAGACCAGGAGAAACUGGAGUUCAGGCAGCAGAUAGGCACCAAGCUCACACGGAGGUUGAGUCAACGGCCAACUACAGAAGAGCUGGAACAGAGAAACAUACUCAAGCGCCACAAUGACCUGGAGGAGCAGGAGGAGAUGAGAGAGCUCAAGAAACGCCUGUCGAGAAAGUUGAGUCAGAGGCCCACGGUGGAGGAGUUGAGGGAAGCUAAGAUCCUGACCCGCUUCAGUGACUACGUAGAGGUUGCUGACGCUCAGGACUACGACAGGAGGGCAGACAAACCCUGGACACGACUCACAGCUGCUGAUAAGGCUGCCAUACGUAAAGAACUCAACGAAUUUAAAAACACAGAAAUGGAAGUGCAUGAGGGUAGUCGCCAUCUCACCAGGUUUCAUCGACCGUAGUUCUUCUGCCAUCUUUUACAAGAACCUCAAGUGCUGGAUCGCAAACUACUGCCUUUGUGUACCACACCCCUUCGCUUCCAGACCAGAACACAACAAGACCAGAACUGGACCAGAACCACACUAGAACCAGAGUAGAACAUGUACUGAAACUGACCGGAAACGUAAUCUGAACCUGGAGGGGUGUGUGUACAGAACUGGGCAGCUGACACUACUCCAGGCUCCAGUGUUGACCCAAAAUAUGUGCCAAUAACUGGAGAGGGCAGACUGGACCAAUCACAACAGUAUCUUGGCCCUGUGGUCAUGUUGGGGUUGCGGAGAGGGAGCAUCGUACACAUGGAGAGAGAUUGAUGGAAAGCACUGGACGGACUGACUGACUGGGUUCUCCUCUAAAUGGAGAUUAUAUGGACUAAAAUGUAUUGUUUUUAACAGCCUUUUAUUAUCCUUUUUAAUUCUGAAGAUGGUUCAUGUGUUUACUUUACUGCACUUUAGUUUUUGACGGUACUCUACGGAGGGAUUAUGGAACUUUAUUCCUAUAUCUGUGCCAACAAGACUUUGGGAUUGUAGGAGAUUGAGUUUGGGAGGGCAUCCGUAAGGAAUACAGAGAGACAUCCUACAACUGAUUGGUUAAAAAAGGAUUAUCCUCCAAGGGUUGUUGUUCCUGCCUUUUUAAUACUUUUUGGUACAUUAUUAGUUUGACUAUUUUCCAUUGUGGGCUGCUGUUUCCAAAACAGAGGGACCAAACCCUUUUAAUCUGAUAGUACUGCAGAAUAGGAUUCUGUAAUAAGUGUGUUGCGGUUAAAGUACUACUUACAAUACCGUACACGGUAUGUGCUAUUCUGAAGGAAACUGUAGUAGGAGAAUAUGAUCGGGAAUAUUUACCUCUAAAAAAACGUUGAAAUACAACGCAAAACUCUCCUGUCCAUGUUGUGUUCAUGUUGGGAUAUAGAAAUGUGAACCAAGCAAUAAUUGAACCUUUCUUUCCUCCGUCUGUCUCUUUCUGGGCUGCAUUCAGGUGAACAAGUACUGGGAACAUUUCAGAGAGCUACCUGCUCAAUACCAAAUACACUUUGAAACGCUGUUGUGACCUUGAAUGCAACCCAGAUCAUCAUUAUUACUGUUCUGAGAGUUCUGCAACCCUCUGUAUAGUGUCACUGUGCCUGUUGUCUUCUUUACAGGGAUGAAAACAUUGCCAAAUGUACUUUGUUUGAAUGACAUUUGAUCCAAGUAUGUUGUCAAUAUAAUGUUUCAGUAGGGUGCUCUAUAGACUGGUAAGUAUCAGUUAUGAAUGGAAUGGAAUUGUUCAAUUUCUCACUGUUCUCAAAACAGGAAUUGUAUGGUUCCGCCUGGUUUGGCCUCAUAGUGGAGAAGCUACAUUAGACCACCCUUUGGCUGUGAAUGAAAGUACAGUACCACCUUUUGCUCACAAAAAGCCAGACACCUCAAAAUACAAGGAAAAACAUUAUUCUUGUUUUUUUUACAAUGAACACAUGCAGUUGAUGAGUUGGUCUUGAUUGUUUAGUCUGAGAACCCUUUGACUUGUGGUGUAUCCUGGUUGUGUGUGUGCGCGUGCGCGUACAUGUUCAUUAGGCACAAAACAGGAAAAUGUUUUACAACGGAGUGCUUAACACGACCCAGGACUCAGUGUUGUCUCCCUGUGCCUCUCUCCUGUAUCCAAACUAACAAAAGAGGACAUUCUUUGUAUAAUAUAUGUACAUUAUACAAAAGAAACUUAAAUAUUUAAAUAUGUUUUUCUUUUUUGUACAGAAGGAAACUGCAUGUGAUGAUUGUUAACUAUGUGUUCAUCUUCUAUAGCCCUGUUUAUACCUGGUUCUAACUUGGGUCCUUUGUCCGGAUCUUGUCCAAAAUAUUACUUUGAAAGAAUAAACUGUGAAAUAA
Salvelinus sp. IW2-2015 is the source of this 3865-nucleotide messenger RNA. RefSeq names its product phosphatase and actin regulator 1 (gene phactr1). Gene Ontology annotation, molecular function: actin binding. The record is from RefSeq and is a predicted model, not a curated record. Gene Ontology annotation, biological process: cell motility; stress fiber assembly. NCBI's taxonomy places the organism in Eukaryota, Metazoa, Chordata, Actinopteri, Salmoniformes, Salmonidae.